AUGGCACCCAACGUGGAUCCAGCAAUCAUCAAAGCUCUCCAUUUAGAUCCAGAGCAGACCAAGAUUGCGUCGCAUGGUGCUUCUGGCUUUGCGUCAUCGUUCAAACUCACAUCCGUCGUCGAUGGCCAGCCCACUAACUUCUUCGUGAAGACGGGCUCAGGGAAAGAUGCAGAGGUCAUGUUCAGAGGCGAGCAUGAAUCGCUCAACGCCAUCCACAAUGCCGUCCCGAACUUUUGCCCAAAGUCAUACGCCCAUGGAGAAUACCAGGCUUCGCCGGGCAAGUGGUUCAUGGCCACAGAUUUCCUAGACUUGGGAUCAUCCGCCCUAGGUGGCUCCGGUCUGUCCCUGGCAGCGAAGCUCGCCAAGAUGCACACGACUCCAGCGCCCGUCCCGGAGGGCUUUGAUAAGCCCAUGUACGGCUUCCCGGAGACGACGUGCUGCGGCUCGACACCGCAGGACAACUCGUGGAAGGAAUCCUGGGCCGACUUCUACGCCGAGAACAGGCUGCGCAGCAUCCUUCGCGCUGGGAUCAAGAACAAUGGCUCCGAUGGGGAGCUGUCCAAGGCCGUGGAAACGGUCGCCAGCAGAGUCGUCCCGCGGCUGAUCAGCGACAACCACGUCAAGGGCAUGAAGCCGGUGGUGGUCCACGGGGAUCUCUGGAGCGGGAACCACAGCCGGGGCCAGAUCGGCGGCAAGGGUGGUGCCGAGGAGGUGGUGUACGACUCAUCUGCCGUGUACGGGCAUUCCGAGUACGAGCUGGGCAUCAUGAAGAUGUUUGGCGGGUUCGGGAGCACGUUCUGGAACGAGUACAACAAGCUGGUCCCCAAGGCUGAGCCGAAAGAGGAGUGGGAGGAUCGGGUCGCGCUUUAUGAGCUAUAUCACCACCUCAACCAUUACGCGAUAUUUGGUGGUGGAUACCGCAGCGGCGCGAUGGGGAUUAUGAAGAAGCUGAUUUCAAAGUACGGUUGA
Colletotrichum spaethianum is the source of this 969-nucleotide messenger RNA. Its product is annotated as ketosamine-3-kinase. The record is from RefSeq and is a predicted model, not a curated record. Lineage: Eukaryota; Fungi; Ascomycota; Sordariomycetes; Glomerellales; Glomerellaceae. Bases 1 to 969 code for a protein of 322 amino acids. The transcript has 3 exons.